CUGCCCGGGUUGAUGCAGCUCCGUAAAAGAAGGAGCGUCAUUCCGUUUCUCCUCUUUAAGAGCUGGCACCUGUUAUGUUGUUCCGGUACGCCAGCCCUAUCCGACAACAAGUUCAGCACGUGUUGCAAAAUAGUUGUCGGCCGGGAAGCCGUCCGUGGCGCCGAGUUAGCUGCAGCGCGGUCCCCGCUGGGCUGCGGAUGGCCGCCGCGUCGGGCGGGGCGGGCCCUGCAGGGGCCGAGCUCACCGCCUGCUGAAAGCGAUGCGUGUUUGCCUCGAUACUGAUGAAUACAGACCACCUGUUUGGAAAUCUUAUUUGUAUCAGUUGCAACAGGAAGCUCCCCAUCCUAGAAGGAUAACCUGCACUUGUGAGGUAGAGAACCGUCCCAAAUAUUAUGGAAGAGAAUUUCAUGGCAUGAUCUCAAGGGAAGAAGCUGACCAGUUAUUAAGUGUUGCAGAGGGAAGCUAUCUCAUUCGUGAAAGCCAAAGGCAGCCUGGAACCUACACUUUGGCAUUAAGCCUUCCAGAUGUGUGACCCCAUUUAGACGCUAGGAGAGCAGCCAAGAAACAGAAGG
This is a messenger RNA of Meleagris gallopavo (turkey), 572 nucleotides long. NCBI's taxonomy places the organism in Eukaryota, Metazoa, Chordata, Aves, Galliformes, Phasianidae. The record is from RefSeq and is a predicted model, not a curated record.